This is a messenger RNA of Aplysia californica (California sea hare), 5486 nucleotides long. Its product is annotated as tubulin-specific chaperone D. The record is from RefSeq and is a predicted model, not a curated record. Lineage: Eukaryota; Metazoa; Mollusca; Gastropoda; Aplysiida; Aplysiidae. Gene Ontology annotation, cellular component: lateral plasma membrane. Gene Ontology annotation, biological process: microtubule cytoskeleton organization; tubulin complex assembly; post-chaperonin tubulin folding pathway. Gene Ontology annotation, molecular function: GTPase activator activity; beta-tubulin binding.
CGUCGUAAAAUUUUCGUUGAAUGUUUACAUCAUGGCGGCCAACAUGACUGGAGACGGCAAAGAUGACGGAGCUGACGAAUCCAAACUUCAGGUCCACGAAACUUUCACGGAACUGGAAGAAGUCAAAGAGUUGAUAAGAGGUUUAGAAAACAUAUACGAGGAUUUUAUUGAGAUGGAAAGGUCGGCAGAACGUUUUCGAUUUAUCAUAGAUGAUUAUCAAGAGCAACCACACUUGAUUGAUCCAUAUCUUGAGGAGCUGAUGCUAAUGCUGCUGAACAUUGCCAAACAGCCCAAAGCACCACGGCCCUUGACUCGACAAGCUUUCAGCUACCUCUACCUCAUCACAAAGAUGCGGGGCUUCAAGCAGGUCGUGCGACUGUUGCCACACGAAGUGUCUGACAUGGAGCCGUUGCUGUCUUUGAUUGAAUCGCAAAACCCAACGGAUUAUGAGCUGUGGGAGACGCGCUAUAUGCUGCUGCUGUGGCUGUCCAUCGUCUGCAUGAUUCCGUUCGACCUGAAGCGUCUCGACAGCAACCUCCAGCAGGGGGACGGCUCGGUCAAGAUGAGGACCAUGGACCGCAUCAUGGCCAUUGGAAAGAUGUACCUGUCUGUGAACGACAAAGUACGCGAUGCCGCUGCCUAUUUGGUCUCUCGGUUCCUCACAAGACUUGACGUGAAGCAAGAGCUGUUACCGUCCAUUCUAGACUGGAUGAUGAAGAUCUUAAAGGAUGCUGACCACCAGACGGUGCUAGGCUGUAACCAGCUGUGUGGGGUUCUGGCCACCUCCGCGCUGCUCUUCAAACACGGGAAGCGAGAAGAUCUGCUGCAGUACGCACCGAUUGUCCUGCAGGUGGCGUUGGAGGCCAAGUUGGAGCUGUGCGACAGUUGUGUGGUGCGCAAGAUGAUGGGGAAGCUCAUCCACCGGUUGGGUCUGACCUUCCUCAAGUCUCGUGUGGCGGCCUGGAGGUACCAGCGUGGAAGUCGGUCACUGGCUGCCAAUCUGGGUGGGGGCGUGGUCAAGUCCACGGAGGGAGGCAGCAGUGACGUCAUUCAGGGUCCGGAGGAAGAAGACGAGGAUGACGAUGUGCCAGAGGAGAUAGAGGAAGUCAUUGAACACCUCCUGGUUUACCUGAAAGAUAAAGAGACAAUUGUGCGAUGGACAGCUGCAAAAGGAAUCGGUCGCGUGACGGGCCGGCUGCCCCAGGAACUAGCUGACGACGUGGUGGGCUCUGUGCUGGAGCUGUUUAGCUCUCAGGAGACCAACGGGGCCUGGCAUGGAGGUUGCCUGGCCUUGGCAGAACUUGGCAGGAGAGGUCUGCUGUUGCCGGGACGACUCAAAGAUGUUGUACCAGUGAUCAUGAAGGCCCUGGCGUACGAUGAACGUCGCGGUAACUUCUCCGUGGGUGCCCAUGUGAGAGAUGCCGCCUGCUACGUGUGCUGGGCUUUUGCCAGAGCUUAUGAACCUAAGGAAAUCCUGCCCUAUGUCAACCAGAUCGCCAGUUGUCUUAUCAUAGCGUCCGUGUUUGACCGAGAGGUCAACGUGAGGCGAGCGGCAGCGGCAGCCUUCCAGGAGAACGUGGGCAGACAGGGAACGUUCCCUCAUGGUAUAGACAUUUUGACCACUGUGGACUAUUUUGCCGUGGGCAACAGAGUACGGUGCUUUACAGAGCUCAGUGUGUUCAUCGCCAACUUCCCCGAGUACACGCAAGCUGUGAUAGAUCACCUGGCAGAGGUCAAGUUGGCACACUGGGACAGUGCUAUCCGUGAGCUGUCGGCCCAAGCUCUCCACAACCUGACCCCGUGCUCCCCCGACUACAUGGCCGCCACAGUAUUACCCAAGCUCCUCCCCCUCACAUCUGGACUGGACUUGUUUCAACGGCACGGGGCCAUCUUGGCAGUCGCUGAAAUUCUGCACGCUCUGUACCCCAUUUCACAAGCAAGGAAAAAGUCUUUAGUGGAUUUGUUGGAUGAGAACUCUCUAGAGGAGGUGCAGUCUGUCUCGAAAAAGCUUCAAGAUGCCAAAAUGUUCAAAAGACACGGGGGAGAGUACAUGCGUACCGCAGUUUGCUGCUUGAUAGAGAAGUGUUCCUUGUCCAAGCUGCCCUUUCACAACAAACCAGUGAUAGAGCUGUGGCAGUCGGUGAUUGACGAGUGUCUCACGCACAUUGAGCCGGAGAUUCAGGCAGCCGCUGUUGCAGCCAUCCCGUCUUUCUUCUCGGAGUAUUUCACCAGACCCGACGGCUCCGUGCUCCAGGACAAGCAAGAAUCUAUUUUAUCUCACUAUUUGCAAGAGCUCAAGUCUUCCAAUGAACCGACAAGACAAGGUCACAGUCUUGCCCUGGGUGCUUUGCCUCGUGCCAUGCUUCAAGGUCAGCUGUCAAGGGUCAUGGCCGGACUCAUUGCUGUGUCAGAGGUCACGCAGAAAGAGGAAAAAAUGGCUGAAGCGAGGAGAGACGCUGUCAAGGCGUUGUCUGGCAUUUGUGAGACGGUGGGUGUGGCCAAUGAUGGGAAGGCGGACAGCGUCCUGUGCUCAGCCAACGUGGCCACAGUCUACUCGGCGCUGCUUCAGGCCAUCAAGGACUACACGCUAGACAGUCGCGGCGACAUCGGGGCUUGGGUGCGUGAGGCAUCGAUGCAGGCGCUGCAUGACGUCACCAGCCUCAUCGUCAGGUCAGACCCCCAGAUGCUGACACCUGAUAUCUGCAAGCGAGUCUUUUGCUCUCUGGUACAGCAAGCCGUAGAGAAGAUUGACAGAACGAGGAGUUUGGCUGGUCAUCUCUUCAGCAAGCUUAUCUAUCACAGUCCCACCGUUCCCCACAUACCUCAGGAGAAAGAAGUCAAAGACGUGUUCCCAGAGGUGCUGGCCAAGGGAACUAACUGGAGUGCUGUGUCGGACACGUACACAAUGUUCUCACGUUUGCUGGCUCUGGACGAGUAUACGUAUAACGUGCUGCUGGGACUGGUCAUCAGUGUUGGGGGACUCACGGAGUCUGUGGUGAAGUUCUCUAGCGCGUCCCUGUUGGAAUACCUCAAGUCGUUGUCGGGGGAUCGCGCGGCGUUAGAACGCUUCAUGGGUGUGUACCUGGCCGUCUGUCGGGAUCAUCACCGAGACGACAGGGUGUCGCUGCCAGCCAUGAAGGCUCUGGACCACAUGCUGUGCUGGGGGGUUCUGGAUACGCUGGCCUCAGACAAAAGUGACUCUAUACCAGACCAGCUGGUUAGUCAUAUCCGGAGUGAGGUGACCAAGUGUGGGAAUCCGCAGAAAAUCAUGGCAGCUGCUGAUGUUUACUGCGGCCUGCUACAGUUUGAGGGUAGCCCUCGCUCCAAGUGCCUCACACAACUCAUGAUUCUGCUCUGUCAUAAAUACCCACGGGUGAGGAAGACGACAGCAGACAAAGUGUACGAGGCUCUUCUCACUUAUGAUGAGGUGGUGCCCGAAGAGCAGGUGUCUGAUGUCAUGUCUGUCCUUAGUGAGACUAGCUGCAAAGCUAACGGUGUCAUGAGUCGUGUAUGUGUCCACUACGGAGAACUUCACCUCUACCCUGCUCUUUGAGACGCGAUGCUGAGACGUUGAGGCUACUCUCGUUUUCAACAUCAACUGACCCAUUCAGCAAAGUCAAAAUGUUCCAAGUUGUGUGCUCUUUGAAUCAUUUGAUUGUAUUUGUGUUUAGCUGAGAAAGCUAUUUCGGAGAUGGCAGGUGGUUGAAAUGUAGUGUGUGUGUUGUGAAGGAAAACAAGGCCAUUUUUUCUACCUUUUUUCCUGUCGUAAUAGGGAACUGGUGGGUGUAUCCAGAGGCCAGUUGUGGAAGAAAAUGAUCUCAACUUUUGGAAAAGUUUUCACUUUUAAAUGUUUUAUUUCAAACUGAGUAUUCGGAGAAAUGCAUCAAUGCGGGACUUGCCAGAAGGUCUUGAAUAUACUGAGGAGUCUAAGAAAGCUUCUCACUACGAGUACUUAAUUUCUGAAUUUGCUUCGUCAUACGUUUGUCUUGCAUCCAUAAGCUGCCUGCCUCUUUGUACCUAGUCAAAAAGUUUGGUUGAUGAACUCAUCGUACAAAUGGCACCAUCUGCACCCAAAAACAGUUGGGUUUUUUUUAAAAGAUGUUUCGUUUCAGCAGUAUGGGCAAAAGCCAAAGACGUACAAUUGAGUGGCAUAAAUAUUUUCUGCUACUGGAAUUGAAUUCCAUUUAGAUGUGGGAUUUUUUCAGGGCCAAGUUUGAUGUGGAUUAGCUGGCGCUAAUUGACAGAAAUCUCUUUUUCCUUUCAAAGUCUGAUGCUUGGAUAGGAGGAGGAGUGUGUUGGUUUUAAAGUAGACUCUGUACAACUUUGGACUUUGACAGUUUGCUACAUGAGAGCGUCAGUUUUCUGCUCAGGCUGGAUAGUGACAGUCACCGAGUAGAAAGUGGUACAAGUGACCAGAAGCAUGUUGUGAUAUGGGCAUGUGUGUAUUUUGUGGGCGCCUCUGAUGUAUGUACGUGUUGUAUAUGGAUCUUGUUUUUGAUAAUCCAGGAAUGGUCGCAUGUGCGUUAUAUGUGUGUUUGCUCCAUUGUGUGUAUGUCAGUCUCUGACAAUAUGCAGGUUCAUUAUCUCUUGAAAUGACAAGAGAACAGCUUUUAGCUUUUCAUUUCGUGAUGCAUUCAACAAAUAACAAACGGAGGAUUGUAAGCAAGCUUCUCGCAAAGCACUCUUUUCCCAGCCUUUGAACAAACUAGUUCAAACAUGCGGCUUUUAUCUGUAAGGCUCCAGCAAAGCACUCGCUCAAUCAACAAUUUUCAAUUCUGUAUUGCUCACGGUGUUGUCUACCAGUAUUUUAGCAUUGCGCCUGUUGCCUGUGUUAGCGUUGGUGUGUGGUUUUUAUUCUUCAGGCUGUCAUAGAACAGUUAAGCCUGAUGGGGCUGCUUUAUGAAGCAAGCUGCUUGAUCAGUUCUUGUGAGAGAUGAUGUUUCAUUUAUAAAAAUAAAACCUGGCGCAAAAGAUGUGAGAACUGUCAUUGUUUGUCUGAAGUCUGAAGUGUGUGUUUAUGAAUAGACGUGUGUUAGAAAGUGCAUGACAGGUGUGUACUUAUCCGCACGUUGCGCUUUGUCCAUCUUUUGGCUGUCCAUGUUGUUAUGCUUAUUUUAAAGCAGUCGGAACAAACAAGCUUUUCCCUAUGGAAUAUAAUUUGAAUAAAAAUUUUUCAUCUCUUCAGAAGUUGUCAACAUAGUAUUAUUGCUAUCAUUGUUUUGUUUUUUGUUUGCUCUGAGAUAUAGGGUUUUUUUUACUCUUCAUAGAGGUUUUUUUAAACUCUUCAUACAGGUUUUUUUAGUGCAGACCUGCCAAGUAUUCUGAUUAAAUUGGAAUCCUCCGAUUUUUUGUCCCCCAUCGAAGAAUGUGGAUCGACUUCGCAUAAACUCCAACUUAUUUUACUUAUUCUUGAAUUCCCUUUCCAUCAGUUGUACGCAAAUUAUUGUAAAUGACAUAAAAAUACACAGGCUUAUCUGCGUUCAUUU